AUGUCACAGAGUAAAAUAGAUGAUUUGCUGGAGAGUAUAAGACAUGAAUUUGUCAAAGUGUCACAGGACGCAAAUUCAUAUCGAUUACAGAACCAAAAGGAUUUUAAUUUUAAAGUUGGCCAACAAUUGGCAGAAAUGCAACAAAUCAGAAGUACUGUCUAUGAACUAGAAUUGGCUCAUAAAAAAAUGAAGGACAGUUAUGAGGAAGAAUUAAGUCGUAUGAAGUUGGGAUUGGAAGAGAAGGAUCGUCAAAUUCAAUCUUUACUUAUUCAACAACAACAAUGGCAACAAAAAUUCCAAAUACAAAAUAUUUCUCAAAAUGCUUCUCAAACAUUUGAUGGUCCAAUAGUAGCCUUACAACAACCAGAUAAUAGACUUUCAGUUGCUAGUAUUACUAGUGAUAUUCAUAUGGUUGUCAAUUCGACAGCUGACAAUGCGACAAAAGCUCAAACAUCUAUACCUAUAACUACUACUAACGUUAAUGCUUCUGUUGCCAUGCCAACUAAUACAGUGUUACAUCCAGCAAACACACCAAUUACGCAUGUAGGGGUGAACUCAUUGAUUUCCCAGGAUAAUGAUGACAGUAGUUGUGGUAACAACUGGCAAAGACCACAGUCCACUAUAAAAUCUGAUGAUAUUAAACAUAAUCAAAAUACAAAUUCAAAUGCAAGUAAUGAUAGUUCUACCUCUAUUUCACCUUCUAUAAAUGUAUCUCAAGGGUUAGAUACUUCAGCAAUAGAGACAAAAGAAGUAAUUGCAAAUUUUAACGUAUCAACCAAUACAGAUUAUAAUAAUAAUACAGAGGCUAGCAAUGCCUUAGUUACUGUUUCAAGCCAAAUAGAAACCCAAAAUUCCGAUAAGAACGACAAUAAACAUAAUAAUAAAAAUACCAAUCGUAUUUUAAUUUCUAAUGAACGAUCAAAUAACUCUAAACCUAUUCCAAACUUUUUAUUAGAUUUAAAUCCAGUAAAUACUUUAGAACAGUGGAAAAAGGUGACACCAGAAUACUAUAUUUUGUAUAAUCCAUCAUUACCACGUAGUAUUGACGUUGAUCUAUAUAUGUCAUUUGAACAUUCUUCUGUAGUAUGUUGUGUCAAAUUCUCUAAUGAUGGGAAAUUUUUGGCUACUGGUUGUAACAGAACAGUACAGGUUUAUAAUUUAAUCACUGGUGAAUUAGCAUGUUCAUUAUCUGAUGAUAAGACUUUAAAUACGCAUUUGAAUCAAUCUACAAUCAUAUUAUUUAAUGAAACUAUUAACGACAGUGUAAAGGAUAAUAAUAGUAGUGAUUUAUAUAUUAGAUCAGUGUGUUUUUCCCCGGAUGGUAAAAUGUUAGCUACAGGUGCAGAAGAUAAAUUGAUAAGAAUUUGGGAUUUAGCAGAGAAAAAAAUUUGUAUGAUAUUAAAAGGUCAUGAACAAGAUAUUUAUUCUCUUGAUUAUUUCCCAUCCGGUGAUAAAUUAGUAUCAGGAUCAGGUGAUAAUACGGUGAAAAUCUGGGAUUUGACAACUGGACAAUGUUCCUUGACUUUAUCUGUUGAGGAUGGUAUCACUACCGUAGCAGCAUUACCUAAUACAGGUAAAUAUAUUGCUGCAGGUUCCUUAGACAGAUCUGUUUGUGUUUGGGAUUCAGAGACGGGCUAUCUUGUAGAAAGAUUAGAUUCAAAGAACGAAAUGAAUAAUGGACAUAGAGAUUCUGUAUACAGUGUUGUCUUUACAAAAGAUGGGAAGAGAAUUGUGUCUGGUUCAUUAGAUAAAACAGUAAAACUUUGGAGCUUGGCACAUUUAGAUAACAACAAUGUCAUAAAUGGGACAAGUCACUGUGAAGUAACGUAUGUAGGUCAUAAGGAUUUUGUGUUGUCGGUGACCACAUCAGAGAAUGAUGAAUAUAUUUUAUCUGGAUCCAAGGAUCGUGGUGUUAUCUUUUGGAAUUCUGAAACAGGAGAGCCGCUGUUGAUGUUGCAAGGUCAUAAGAACUCAGUCAUAUCUGUUACUAUGGCCAACAAUCACCCAAUAGGAGGUGAUUAUUUCUUAUUUGCUACAGGUAGUGGUGACUGCAAAGCUAGAGUAUGGAAGUAUCAAAAGAUCUUAAAAUAA
Arxiozyma heterogenica is the source of this 2091-nucleotide messenger RNA. It is a transcript of the gene TUP1, whose product is annotated as chromatin-silencing transcriptional regulator TUP1. The transcript has a single exon. The coding region runs from base 1 to 2091 and encodes 696 amino acids. The record is from RefSeq and is a predicted model, not a curated record. Lineage: Eukaryota; Fungi; Ascomycota; Saccharomycetes; Saccharomycetales; Saccharomycetaceae. Gene Ontology annotation, molecular function: protein binding.